UAAACGGUCGCCUCGGAGAGCGGGCGUCAGAGCAGCGACUCCAUGCCUCAGUGACGCGGGCACGGUGUUGCUGCUCUCUCGGCGCAUGGGAUCGCUCAGCACCCGAGCCAAGCGCACCUCACCCAGCGAGGAUACGGCCAGCGUUCCCAGAGACCGGAGAUGGCAGAACCGGCAAUCCCCUCCGCCUCCGUCUGCACCUUCCUCCUGCUCGCAUGGCUGACAGGUCACUCGGGGGCUGUGAGGAUUACAUCAGCCGGUCCUCAGACCGUUCACGUGGCAGAAGGCGACGAUAUUCAGAUCCAAUGUGUGUUCAAGCUGGAACCCAGUGAUGAAGGAGAACUGGAUAUCGAAUGGAGCAUCAUCAACCCCGACACCACCAAACCAGACCUUGUCCAAAGUCCGAAGUCCGAAGUGCAUAUAUAUCAUCAAAUAGCACCCUGA
Messenger RNA from Mobula hypostoma (lesser devil ray), 441 nucleotides. RefSeq names its product coxsackievirus and adenovirus receptor homolog. The record is from RefSeq and is a predicted model, not a curated record. The coding region runs from base 160 to 441 and encodes 93 amino acids. The transcript is spliced from 3 exons. NCBI's taxonomy places the organism in Eukaryota, Metazoa, Chordata, Chondrichthyes, Myliobatiformes, Myliobatidae.